AUGGCUAGCCCACAGGUUCUUGUGUUCGAUGCUGAGGGCCGCCCUGUGAAGUUUGACACCUGGCUCGAUGACCUUCACCUCUACCUACAGCUCACAGCCAAGGAUGACAUCUCACUGUAUGACCACGCCCUAGGCAAUGUCACUGCCCCUGCUGCUACUGCUGACAGCACUGCUCGCUCACAGUGGCAGACUCGUGAUGCCCACGCUCGCUUCACCAUUCGCAACUCCCUGCCGAUAGACGAACGCGAGCACUUUGGCCAGCACAAGACUGCACAGGCACUGUACACAGCUGUAGUUGCUCGCUACUCCUCACCUGCCUCUGCCGCACUAGGUCGUCUCUCCCUCCCCUACCUGUUUCCCGACCUGGCCUCCUUUCACACAGUCGCUGACCUCAUCACGCACCUCCGCACUAGUGAGGCCCGCUUCCGUGCCGCCAUGCCUGCUGAGUUCCUUACCACGCACCCCCCUCCACUCUGGCUCACUCUCUACCACCUAGUCACCCGCCUCCCUGACACUCUGCGUGCUGUCAGGGACCACUUCCUAGCUCGUUGCCCCACUGAGCUCACCAUUGCCCUCCUCGAGAAGGAGCUCCUUGCAGCUGAGACUAGCGUAGUCGCUGUAGGUGCCUCUCGUGGCGACCCCCGUACCCCGUUCUUUGAGGGGUGUUCUCCUUCCCCCCUUCUUCCCUCUGUCGCCUCUGCUGCUGCUGUCGACCUUCUCGGUGCUGAGAAGGUCGGCGCUGCGUCUGCCUCGAGCAGGCGCCGCAACGGCAAGGGCAAGGGGGGCAAGGGUGGUAGCGGUGACGGCGGGGGAGGCGGCGGUGGGAGCGGUGGAGGCAGUGGGGGUGGUGGCUCGGCUGGAGGGGCGAGUGGUAGCGGUGGGGGUGGUGGCGGCGGCGGCGAGGGAGGUGGUAGGAGUGGAGGCGGCGGCUGGGGUGGCGGUGGACGAGGCGGUGGCAGGGGUUGGGGUGGUCGAGGGGGUGGCAGCGGUGGUGGUGGCCGUGGAGGCACUGGCGGUGGCCAGCGCCAGCAGCACACUCCCUCGCCCCAGGAGGUCCGUGAGUGGUACUCUCAGCACGGGGGUGGGGGUGGUCUUGGCUGCACGUACGUCAUUCGCACUGGUGACCGCACUGGUCAGCAGUGUGGACGACCGCACGCCACACAGCGCUGUUUCUCUCGUCUCGACGACGCUUGGCGUGUUCAGUUCCCUCAGGCCACUGAGCUGCCCCGCUGGCUUGAUCUCCUGAAGAAGGGGAUUGAUAUCUAUGCUUUAGACUUUGAUGCUAUUCUAUCUGCCAUGUAUGUGAUGUCUACUAGUGGAGAGGGUGCCGAGUACUUGUGUGUGCCGCCCGACCCGGGCAUUAGGGCCAGUGCGUCUGCAGCUCCAGGUACUCGCGUGUCGGCUACCCCAGGUGCUGGUGAGGCUGCUGCUCUAGGUGCGCGUGUGUCCCCCCCCCCCUGUACUGUGUCGACUGCCGCACUGCACACCUUCACACUGGACUCAGGUGCUUCUCGCUGCUUCUUUCGUGACCGCACUGCCCUUGAGCCGCUUGCUCGGCCAGUUGCUGUCUCACUUGCUGACCCCUCUGGGGGCCCGGUCAUUGCGACCUCCUCCACUCUCCUUCCCUGCCCUGCGGUCCCGUCGGGCACACUGUCAGGUCUCCACCUCCCCUCGUUCUCUACGAACUUGGUGGCAGGAUGUGCUCUCCAGGACGGGGGUGUUCACCAGUUCACCCCUGCCUACGAGCGUGUGACCCACUGCACGUGUGCUCGUACGGGCCGCCACUUGGCUACCUUCACCCGGCAGCCGGGGUCGGACCUGUACACACUGACUACUGCCUCCCCUCAGGUCGCUGCGUCUGCGUCUGUGUUCACGUCCGCGUCAGGUCAGCUGUCUGCCCCCUGCUCGUGUCGCUCUCUAGCGCACGACACUGUCCUCUGGCACCACCGACUUGGCCACCCGUCUGUGCAGCGCCUUCGUGCCAUGCACUCCCGGUACCUUGUCUCUGGUCUUCCCAGGGUCAUCCCUCCCCUCCCACCCUCGCCUGCUCCUCCCUGCCUUCCCUGUGUCGAGGGGCGGCAGCGCGCCGCUCCUCACUCCUCCUCGUUUCCCCCGACUACUGCUCCUUUGCAGACGCUCCACAUGGACGUGUGGGGCCCAGCCCGCGUCCGUGGUCAGGGUCAGGAGAGGUACUUCCUGAUCGUUGUUGACGACUACUCGCGCUACACCACGGUCUUCCCCUUGCGCACCAAGGGUGAGGUCCCUGAUGUCUUGAUCCCUUGGAUCCGCAGAGCCCGUCUCCAGCUCAGCGAGCGUUUCCACUCGGACUUUCCUGUCCUGCGCUUGCACUCUGACAGAGGUGGUGAGUUCUCCUCCGACCUCUUGGCAGCCUUGAGUGCUAAGCACGGCAUUGAGCAGUCGUCCACGCUUCCGGCCUCUCCACAGCAGAAUGGGGUUGCGGAGUGCCGCAUUGGCCUGGUCAUGGAGGUCGCCCGUACCUCCUUGAUCCAUGCGGCUGCCCCCCACUUUCUGUGGCCGUUUGCGGUCUGGUACGCUGCGCACCAGCUCAACCUCUGGCCCCGUGUCUCCUUGCCGGAGACCUCGCCCACGCUGCUGUGGACGGGGGAGGUUGGCGAUGCGUCGCGUUUCCGGGUCUGGGGGUCUCGAGCUUUUGUCCGCGAUACGUCUGCGGACAAACUCUCCUUUCGUGCUGCUCCCUGCGUCUUCCUCGGCUUUGUCCCGGACGCGUCUGGUUGGCAGUUUUACCACGCCACCUCGCGCCGAGUCUUGCCCUCCCAGGACGUCACUUUUGACGAGUCCGUCCCCUACUACCGCCUCUUUUCCUACCGCACUGCCCCGCUUCCCCCCCCGCCUCUCUUCCUCGCGCCAGGUGCUGCUGUUGCAGACCCCCUCCCCCCUCAGGGUGCCGCUCCCUCAGGUGUGUCUCAGGUAGACCCGGUUGAGCCUGUUGAGGUAGCUGUCGACUCUCGUCCUGCUGGGGGUACUGAGCCUGGGGGUGUGGAGCCUGGGGGUGUGGAGCCUGGGGGUGUGGAGCCUGGGGGUGUGGAGCCUGGGGGUGUGGAGCCUGGGGUCCGGAGUCUGGGAGUUGGAGCUGUUGCUGGUGCUGAGGACUCGGGCGUUGGAGCUGCUGCUGGUGCUGCAGACCCGGGCGUUGGAGCUGCCGCUGGUGCUGCGGACCCGGGCGUUGGAGCUGCUGCUGGUGCUGCGGACCCGGGUGUUGGAGCUGUUGCUGGUGCUGAGGACCCGGGCGUUGGAGCUGCCGCUGGUGCUGCGGACCCGGGCGUUGGAGCUGCCGGUGGUGCUGCGGACCCGGGCGUUGGAGCUGCUGGUGGUGCUGCGGACCCGGGUGUUGGAGCUGUUGCUGGUGCUGAGGACCCGGGUGGUGGAGCUGUCGCUGCUGCUGCGGACCCUGGGGCGAGUGUUCCUGCUCACUCUGGUGUAGCUGCUCGGUACCGACCGUACUUCGUUCCGCUCCUUCAGCAGGUUCUUGGUUAG
Molecule: messenger RNA, 3516 nt
Organism: Closterium sp. NIES-65
Lineage: Eukaryota; Viridiplantae; Streptophyta; Zygnematophyceae; Desmidiales; Closteriaceae
Source: the annotation of a GenBank genome assembly